AGCCGGCGGCGGCCGCGCACGGAGAGGACGCCCCGCCGUUGCCGCGCAACGCAGGCGCUUCCCUGGUUACCGGUCGGGGCGGCGCGGGCAGCAUGGGGCCGCCGCGGUGUCUGUGCGAGAUCUGCACCUGCGGGCGCCAUCGCUGCCCUCAUAAACCCACAAGGAUUUAUGAUAAUGGACAACAGCCAUGCCUCACAACAGAGUAUGUGGAAAAAUACCCCAAGUAUAGCAACAUCUCUCCUCCCUGGAGCUUUAAGCCGAAACAAGAGUACCAAGUGCAUCAUGGGAAAAUGGAAGGAAUUACAACAUUUAAGUCUGAUUAUUUACCAUACGAUAUUGUGAAGCAACAUUUUCAGGUACAAGAAGAAUAUAAACCAAAGACGGGAGGGAUAGAACUGGGAACCACAUACCAGAAAGAUUACAAUGCUCAUAAAAUACAACCAGUGACAUUAGUAAGACCUCUAGAGAGAAAACACACUACAGGAGGAAAACUGGAUACCAUACCAACCUAUCAAGAUGACUACAGGCCAUGGGAAGUUCCAAGAAGGGAACCUACUAAAGCAGUAUGUAUAUACCACCCACCUACAGAGAAGUUUGGAAAUUCUACUACGUUUCAAGAUGACUUUGUUCCUAGGGAACUGAAUCCCAGACAAAGUUUUAAACCUCCUUGUGUAGCCAAGCUUUCAGAUGUGCCUUUCGAUGGUGCUACCAGCCAUCGCACCUCUUAUAUUGCUCAUCAACUGGAACCAAAAUUUAUAAGACCAAAAGAAGAGUACAAGCCAAGCAACCAACCCUUUUUAGAUCUCACAACCCACCGGAAUGAUUUUAAAGGUCUACCUGGAGAACUUGCAAAAAGCUGCAAGCCUGAAAUUGCAAAAGUUGGCUCCAUUGCUCAUUUUAAUGGAGUCACUGAAUUCCAGGAUCGUUUUCAGCCAUGGCUGGUCGCCUUACCUGAGGUCCGCAAAACCAGAGAGUAUGUUCCACCCUCAGGCAGCAUUGAUUUUAACUCCACAAGCCAUCUUGAUUACGUUAAGCAUGAAAUUUCGCCUGCUUUCCCCAUAAGACCAGUUUCUAAUAGAAGAAGAACCAAUGCCCCUUUCCAAGGGAGUACUACUACAAAAGAAGAUUUUAAAGCUUGGGGUACCUGUCGACAAGAGAUUAUUAAGCAACAACAGGAAAUUCCAAAACCCAUGGGAAAAUUUUAUGAUUUAACUACAUUCAAAUCCCAUUACACACCACAUCAGAUCACUCCAGCUCAGAGUUUCAAACCUGUACAUGCUAUAGCUCUUAAUUCAGGUCCUUUUCAAGAUGAAACUAUGUAUCGCACAGAAUACACUCCAAAGAAACCAGAGAUCUGCCCAGCAAACUAUCCAUCUCCUCCAGGUUAUGUCUAUGUAAACACAGAUUCUCAUGGUCACAAAUUCUUCCGCCAGUGUACUCCAGAAUUUUCCAAGUCAAACAGUAAUCCUAUUCCAAAGGAAAUAGCUGUUGUGUCAUAAUACCGAACUGCAGUAUUUCAAGCACCCUGGUGAAAGAAUUGAAGACCUACUUGUUAAUUUUUUUCUUUAAAAUAACACUGAAAGCAAAUAAUGCAAAUUCUGCUUUUAAAAGCAUUUAAACUAAUAGCUUGAAAGAAAUCAAAGCAAAACCAGAAGUUUAUUACAAAAAAAAUAGAAACUUGCCAAAUUUUAUAGGAAUAAUGCACCUUACACAGAAUCUAUUCUUUUUUUUGAUCAUGCAUUCUAGUUUCCUUGACUUCCCGAAUUUUAUAACACUCCAUCUCAAGCAUAGGUAUUGUACAUUUAAUUCUUUCGGAUUUUCCACAAAUCAAAACUGUAUUUGUGAAAUAGCAAGUAUCUUUUGAUCAUAAUUUCUUUUCAUAGUAAGCAAAUAAUGCUGUAAUCUAAAUAAUCAGCUCAUCAGUCCAGUUUUUCAUCUCAUCAAUACUUUGAGUAACCUGAUAAGAAGAUUUUUUCUUUCUAUUAUUUUGCUGCCCAAAUCAUGAGAUAGAAUCCCGUCACACCUCAGCAUUCCUAAAAACCCGGGUUUAGAGUUUGUCAUCAUUACUUUUCCUUCAUUCAGUUCCGAGGAGAGUAUAAAUGUCACACUCUAAUUUCUGGCAGCAAUUAACAAGAAGUAUCCUUGCUCUGCUCCUGUACACAUAUCUGAGAUCACUCAGACAUAAAAAGCAGAUCAUUAGACUCUGUUUCCUAAUUUCCCUGACCAUGCUUUUUCAGCCUUACUCCCAAAAGAAACACAGCAUUGGACUCACUGACACACUGCAACCUUCCCACCUGAGUAGUUUUUAAACUCAGUGUGCAAACUCAAUCAAAUUUCACAAAGAAAUUUCACAGAUGAUUGUUUUUCAAGUUUUUAAGGUAGAUGGCGAGGAAGCAGAGAGAAUCAGGCUCAAAAAGUUAACAUCCACCCGCUGCAGUUUUUGAUCCUGCUAUCUUAUUUUUAAAGCUAAGCAGCCUGUUAUCACUGCCCGAGUUCACUGCAGAGGCAGUCUGAUGGGAAAAUGGCAGAAAACCAUAAAGGUGUAUGUAGAGAUAACAGAAAACAGUGUAAACUCAGUUAAAAAACAAAAAAAAUACCAGCCAAGAUGCAGGAAUCUGUAGACAGUCUGUCUUCAGCCUGUCUGCUCUACAAAGAAUUACUUGUUAAAAAACACAGGAAGCAAAAUAUUUACCAAAAUUGUACAUGCAGUGAUUAUGCUUCUGUAUGGGAUAUUUAGUAUUUUCUCUAUGUUUCUUCACCUGAUUUGGGGAAAUCUAGAUGAACUAAUUUCAAUCCUACUAUGUUCAUGAUUUAAGCAAGACCCAAUAAAUAAUUCUAUGAUUAAUGGUAUCAUGUUCUAUCACAGUACUCCAGUAUGAUUUUUUUCAGUAUUGCAUAUCUUGUACACAUUGGUAUAGGGCAGUCAUUUGGGUUCCGAAGAAUUACGUGCUCUUCAUAACCAAAUCACCAAUAAAAGGACUAAGAUUGAUGAUGGAAACACGUUGUAAGCAGGAACUGGAUCCUAUGCAAGGAAGAAAGCUGAACUGAGUAUAUUAGCUGUGCAUAAAAGCAUUGUAUGAGAGCGCUCCAGACAUUAUUAAAGCAUCGGUUACUUUUAGGUGAUUUUUGUCUUUGUACUGUGUUUUUGUAAUACGACUUACUCUGUUAAAGAAAAAAUAUUUCAAUUAACAUUUUCUCUUCAAAGAUUAUUCACAUCCCCAGCUGGUAAAGACAUGUUUUGGACUGAGAAUGAACAAGGACAAUAUAAAUCUGUGAUAUCCUUGAAGUAGGACAGGAAAAAGUACAAUUUAUUGUCAUCCUUCUAAACCAGAGAAGAAAACAAACUACAAACACCCUUUUUUUUUUACGAAACUUGAGCCAUUCUCUGUCUGGCCACAACUGAGGAAACAAAGUCAAAACUGUGCACAGUUACACCUACACAGUCUUGGUUCCUCAUGAGAAAUUUACAGAAUAUCCUAAGAUCCUGCAAGGUUUCUUUUCUAGGGAG
Strigops habroptila (Kakapo) is the source of this 3508-nucleotide messenger RNA. It is a transcript of the gene SAXO2, whose product is annotated as stabilizer of axonemal microtubules 2. The transcript has 4 exons. Gene Ontology annotation, molecular function: microtubule binding. The record is from RefSeq and is a predicted model, not a curated record. Bases 93 to 1499 code for a protein of 468 amino acids. Gene Ontology annotation, biological process: microtubule anchoring. NCBI's taxonomy places the organism in Eukaryota, Metazoa, Chordata, Aves, Psittaciformes, Psittacidae. Gene Ontology annotation, cellular component: cytoskeleton; sperm flagellum; centriole.